CUGUUAUUACCACCAAUGCGGUCCGAUUGAAAAGGGGUAAAGGAAAACGUAUUUUAAAACUAAAACCAAUAUUUACGCAGCUCGUUGCUUAUUGUUUUUGGACAUAAUUUAUAUAAAUAAAAAGCUAGUCAUAUCAGAGCUUUGAUAGUCAGCUGAUAACAGCGAACGCAACACAAGGUGCAACAACAAUUGGCAAAACAAUCGACCAAGAUAUCGCAGGCAAAAGCUCGAUCGAUUCCGAUUCCCCAGACCCCAGAUAUUCAGCCACCGUGAUCAGGGGAAGACCUCUGAGCUGCUGGACGAGAAGACUACUGAAGAUGGGCUGUGACGAAAAGCGAGAGCCCGCCGGCGGAAAACUCCUGGUUGGGGACAUUUCGGCGCUGACGAGGGACCACUGCCGCAUGCGUUAUCCGGCGAAAGUGGAGCGCAUCAUCAAUGAAUUCGUCAUGGGCGGACCUGAACGGAUGCAGGUUGUCUCCGACUUCGACUACACCAUCACCAAGCAACGCACGGAAGACGGAGGAGCAGUGCCCUCCAGUUUUGGUAUUUUUAAUGCCUGCAAAUCGCUGCCGGAGAACUUCAAGGAGGAGACGGACAAGUUGUACCACAAGUACAGGCCCAUCGAAAUAGAUCCGCACAUGCCAAUAGCCGAGAAGGUGCAGUACAUGAUCGAGUGGUGGACCAAAUCGGGGGAACUGACCAGCGGCUUCCCCUUUGACCAGUCGGAAAUAGAUCAGAUAGCCAGCAAAUACAAACAUGCGCUACGUGACCGAACCCACGAGUUCUUCGGGGACCUGCAGCGUCUAGGCAUUCCCACGCUGGUCUUUUCCGCUGGACUGGGCAACUCGGUGGUCUCCGUUCUGCGCCAGGCCAACGUAAUGCAUCCGAAUGUGAAGGUGGUAUCCAACUUCCUGCAGUUUAAAGAUGGUUUGCUGGAUGGCUUUCAGCAGCCAAUGAUUCACACCUUUAACAAGAACGAAACCGUGCUUGAUGGCAAUGAUUACUACGACCUGGUGCACACCAGGGACCACAUCAUCGUCAUGGGCGACUCCAUUGGGGACGCGGACAUGGCUUCCGGGGUGCCAGCCUCCUCACACAUCUUGAAGAUCGGUUUCCUUUUCGAUCAUGUAGAAGCCAACAUGGAAAAGUAUAUGGACACUUUUGAUAUCGUUCUCGUGGACGACCAGACCAUGGAUGUGCCCAGGACGCUGCUCGCCCUCAUCGAGAAGCAGCACCAGCUGAACCUGCAGGCUGGCAAGCAGAGCUCGCUUUAAUUCCCGAAGGCAGAAGAGCUCAGUCUGAAAUGUACUCGUAGCAACUCCCGCUCUCUCAUUAGCAGGCAAGUUGCUAACUGAAAACAACAGAAGCUACUAAUUAGGUGGUUUAGGCUAACCAUUUUACUCAUCGUAACGAAUGAAUGUAUAUUUCAUGUUUUCAAAUCAUAUUAAAGACAAUGUUGUGCUUUGCAAGA
Messenger RNA from Drosophila rhopaloa, 1471 nucleotides. It is a transcript of the gene cN-IIIB, whose product is annotated as 7-methylguanosine phosphate-specific 5'-nucleotidase. Gene Ontology annotation, molecular function: 5'-nucleotidase activity; magnesium ion binding. Gene Ontology annotation, cellular component: cytoplasm. Bases 318 to 1274 code for a protein of 318 amino acids. The record is from RefSeq and is a predicted model, not a curated record. Lineage: Eukaryota; Metazoa; Arthropoda; Insecta; Diptera; Drosophilidae. The transcript is spliced from 2 exons.